UAAUGAUGCAUCUUAAAAAUGGUUUGACAAGAAAGAAUAUGUUGGUUGACUAUUCUCUAUUAUAAGGUCAAAAAUCAUUAUAAUAUUGUUUAAGGUUGACUCUAUCAUUACGAAUGAUAAAUCUUAUCAGUAUUUUCCAUGAUGUAAUAAUUAAGAAUAAAGGUAAUUGACAUACAGGAUUUAUUGUUUGUUUUUUUUAAAAAAAAGUAUUGAUUUUCUUGAUGAUAAUUAUUUUAGGUGAUCCAGAACCGUUUAUUGAUCCAACUAGAUAUACGUUAUUUGCCUUUCGUUUUUGUCCAUUCUGUGUACGUGUUAAAUUGACCUUAAGUUUCCAUAAAAUUGACUAUGAUUUAAUUCAAGUCUCACUUAAUGAUAAACCAGAUUGGUUAAUGAAAUAUUCGCCGUUGGGUAAAGUUCCACUACUUAUAAAUCAAGGUGAUAAACUUCUUGAAUCUGAUUUAAUUAUGCGAUUUGUGGAUGAAUUACAUGGAGAAAAAUCUUCAUUGAUGAGCAUAUGUGGUGUAGAGAAAUUUCAAAAUGCGGCUGAAUUAGCUAAAAAGUUUUUCAGUCCUGGAUAUUCUAUAUUAUAUGGAGUGACCGUUAGUGAAUUGGAUGUGGUGAAAUUCCGUGAAGCUUGUUCUGAAUUGGAUAAUUCAAUCAAUAGUAAAUAUUUUGCCGGAGAUCAAUUGAGUUUGGCUGAUUUGAUCCUCUUCCCUAUGAUUGAUUACUUUGAAAUCAUUUUGGGCAUUAUUCAUCAUAUAAAUUAUGAUCAAAUUUAUGAAAUGAAAAUAAAUGAUAAAUUAUAUAAUGAAGCUAAAACAUGGUCAAAUCUACUCAAUUAUUUAAUUACAAUGAGACAAGAAUCUUUUGUAUCUGAUAUACGAAUAUCGACUAAUAUUACAGCAAAAUUUAUUGCUUCUAAACGAUCUGGUUUAUCAAAUCCUGACAUUCAGUAG
Messenger RNA from Schistosoma bovis, 956 nucleotides. The record is from the annotation of a GenBank genome assembly. Lineage: Eukaryota; Metazoa; Platyhelminthes; Trematoda; Strigeidida; Schistosomatidae.